Sparassis crispa is the source of this 303-nucleotide messenger RNA. RefSeq lists its product as hypothetical. The record is from RefSeq and is a predicted model, not a curated record. The coding region runs from base 1 to 303 and encodes 100 amino acids. NCBI's taxonomy places the organism in Eukaryota, Fungi, Basidiomycota, Agaricomycetes, Polyporales, Sparassidaceae. The transcript is spliced from 2 exons.
AUGGAUCCUAACACUGACAUGCGAGACGCUACGCAGACUGCAUUCCCGGUCAAGAAGGGCGCGUCGGCCCCGCUCUUGCCUGCUCCUUGCACCACAGCUGUAUACUGCGUUAACUCUCCGUCUGGUCUGCGGCCUUUGCCAAAGCGAUCAGGUUUCAAACGCUUGCUGCGAGCCUUUCUUUCCAUUUCUUUCGCAAUAAUCCUGUUCAGCCACCUCGCGAAGCUAGUGCCACAUGUCGCUCGCAUGUUCCACGAUAGGAGACACAGCCUGGGCCCCGACAUGCCUCCAACAGACGUCCCCUAG